AUGCAAAAAUCGGUCAAUCAGACGACAUCGACUAACCUUAACUGGUGGAAAUGGGAGACAAAACCGCCGUCCGCCUCGAGGUACCACGAUUGGGCCUCCAAGUUCAAGCGCAACGUCAAGGCCCGCUAUUAUUCUCCUUUUCAUGCCGACGCGGAACGUGCCUUAUUUGCCCCAACGUUGAAACAUCUUACACCGAGGAUUACCUCGUCUUCAGUGGUUCACGACAAUGGCACUGGUGCUGGUGCUGCCACUUCAGUCAUUCUCGACAUGCUUGACCCUAAGUUUCUGGAUGAAAUCCCAGAGAUUUUGAUUACCGACACUUCCAAGCUAGACGUAGCAAAUGAGUGCUAUAGCCAGUGGAGCCCCAGAAUCACGGCUGUCAAGGCAGACUCUCAGGAUUUAAGCAGCAUUCCUGAUCGGAAGUUCACUCACUCUAUUGCCAUGUUCACGGUGUUCCAUUUCCCGGAUGCGCCUCAAAGCCUCCGUGAGAUUUACCGCACUCUCCAGCCCGGCGGGGUCGCAGUGCUUCUUGCGUGGAAGCGAUCUGGAUGGUGCUCGGUUAUCCGUCAAGCGCAGAGCCUUGUUCGCCCCGAUCUGCCUCUUGAAAUCUUUUCCAGCGUAGAUUUCAGUGGAGAAGGUGUGCUGUUCAAAUUUGUCGUCGAGGCUGGAUUCAGCGAGGCAAAAGUGGAAGUGAGACAAGAGAGAACUGUACGGAAAGGCGAGCAUAUCGAAGAGAUGAAAAAGUCCAUCUUGUGGGAUGGGUUUCGGGAUGCUAUGACAAAAGGCUGGACUGAUGAAGAGAAAGGGAGAUGGCCCGCUGCCGUUGAGGAGGCCAUCCAAAAAGAUGUUGAACAAUAUGGAGGGGUUUUGUUCGAAUCCUGGACUGCAACUGCUUAUAAGGAAGCCAAGUAA
Molecule: messenger RNA, 912 nt
Organism: Penicillium argentinense
Lineage: Eukaryota; Fungi; Ascomycota; Eurotiomycetes; Eurotiales; Aspergillaceae
Product: class I SAM-dependent methyltransferase
Exons: 1
Coding region: 1-912 (303 amino acids)
Molecular function (GO): S-adenosylmethionine-dependent methyltransferase activity
Source: RefSeq, a predicted model, not a curated record